AUGAUUGUCUUGCUGGUCAGUUUUGCUGCUCUUCUGUGUCCCACCAUCCACAGUGAGGACGCUUCAGUGGAAUGGUGCUAUCACAAGGCAGCAUGCAAUUCUACCACCUGGCCCAAGAUUGCCCCACAAUAUUGCAAUGGAUCCAACCAAUCUCCCAUUAAUAUCGUGACUGCAAGUGUUCAGGGCAAUCCUAACUUGACCUCGUUCAACUUCACUGGUUUUGAUGACAACUCCACCUUCCGGGAUAUCAAAAACUCAGGCGAAUCCGUGGUGGUUAACCUGGAUGAUGAGAAAAUGACAGUGCAAGGAGGCGGUCUUCCAGGUCUUUACAACACUGUACAAUUCCAUCUCCACUGGGGUAAUGGCAGCUCCUCGCCUGGCUCAGAUCACACCGUGGAUGGCAAACAAUACCCAAUGGAGCUGCACAUUGUAAAUGUCCAUUCAAAAUACAACAGGAAUGUGUCAGCUGCUCUAGCUGCCGAAGACAGCACAGCAUUGGCUGUUCUUGGUUUCUUCAUUGAGGGAACCGAUGAAGUGAACAAACCAAAAGGUUGGAUUACCCUAACAUCAUUUUUGACAAGCAUCCCCAAUUCAGGUAAUACAACCACAGACAUCAUGAAUCAAACAACACUGAACAGUCUGAUUGAAGGUGUGGACAGGACUAAAUAUUACCGUUACCAAGGCUCCCUAACUACACCCAGCUGUAAUGAAGCUGUGAUUUGGACAGUGUUUAAAGAGCCUGUCAAAGUCAGUCAUGACUUGAUCAACCGCUUCAGCACUACUGUCUUUUUUAAAGAUGAAAGCGCUUCAGUUCUGAUCACCAACAGCUUCAGAGGAGUUCAGCCCUUGAAUGGCAGAGUUGUGACAUCACAGGUGGUACAAACAGCAGCUUCAUCAGCGGCCGCAUCCACUUUAUCUGUUGUCACAGUACUUCUCAUGUCCAGUUUGUGUUGGCUGUAGAAAUACGCUUUGUGCACAUUUAAAAGCAAUAAGAGCUGGUUUAAUUAAUU
This is a messenger RNA of Cyprinus carpio (common carp), 1010 nucleotides long. Its product is annotated as carbonic anhydrase 4-like. The record is from RefSeq and is a predicted model, not a curated record. The coding region runs from base 1 to 960 and encodes 319 amino acids. NCBI's taxonomy places the organism in Eukaryota, Metazoa, Chordata, Actinopteri, Cypriniformes, Cyprinidae. Gene Ontology annotation, cellular component: plasma membrane. The transcript has 8 exons. Gene Ontology annotation, molecular function: zinc ion binding; carbonate dehydratase activity.